Pocillopora meandrina is the source of this 1059-nucleotide messenger RNA. The record is from the annotation of a GenBank genome assembly. NCBI's taxonomy places the organism in Eukaryota, Metazoa, Cnidaria, Anthozoa, Scleractinia, Pocilloporidae.
AUCAGAAAGAAAUCGGAAUUUUUCAAAGUAGACAUGAACAACUCAAGUGAUGAGGUUUUCAAUGAUAAAUCUUCGUGUCCAUAUGUUGUUUCUGGGUUGCUCACAGCAACAAUUUCCCUCAUCAGUAUUUGGGCAUUCAUCGGAAAUACCCUUGUGACAGUUGCUUUCCUGAAAGACGUUACGCUAAGAACAAGCACAAACUAUUUCAUUGUGAACAUGGCUAUUUCUGAUCUGCUAUCCGCUAUGACGAACUGGCCGCUAUAUGCAAUUGAAGGAAUGCAAUCAGGAAAGCAUACGAUUAGUGACUCCAUUGCUACACAAGUCUGCAAAUUUUGUAUCUAUUCAAGAUCCAUUUCCCAGGCUGUGUCAGUCAUCAGUCUCGUGUUGAUCGUCGUGGACAGAUUCAUCGCCAUUGUCCGUCCUUUCCAAGCCACGAGAAUAACUGGUCGAAGCCGUGCCAUAUUACUGCUAUCCACUUGGAUCUUUUCAGUUUCCGUUACUUUUCCUUACGUCUGGUUUUCCAAAAUAGUCCUAGAAAAUCGUCACAAAUUUUGUAGGUUCAACUGGGGCGAAGAUCAACGUCGCAUAUUCUACGCCAUGGGAUUUGUAGUAUUUUACUGCGUUCCGUUACAAGUUAUACCCAUACUUUAUUGCAAAAUCAUGAAAUGUUUGAGACAAACACGGCCUACAGCAGAUGAAGUGCAAGAAAACGUAGCAAUCCGCAACAGACAACAGAAUCAGGUUAUCAUGAAAGUCUUCAUAUCAAUUGUCAUAACAUUUUUUCUAUGUUGGACUCCACUGUGUGUUUUUAUUAUUCUCAAAAUGGUUUUACCCUCAUUGUAUACCAGAGAUUCGUGCUUACUAUCUUUAGCUUUGUUUUAUUACAUAUUUCCAUCUAUUAGCGCUGCAGUUAAUCCUGUCAUACUAGUUGCAUCUAGUUCAAGAUUCCACAUGGCAUUAAGGAACAUGUUUUGUUUCAUUACGUGCUCGUUUACUUGUGGCAGGGAAGUUAGGGUUUCACCAGAAAACGAAAUGAACGCACCACCAGCUGCAAAAUAA